AUGACGGAAGCCAAGCGACCUAGGGAAGAUUCUAGACCUGCAGAUGGUGUGAAGCGGCAGAAGAGCAUUGCAGAGUUCUUUGGAUCAAAGCAAACCAAUUUGAAAAAAGCGGCCAAUUCUGAAAAGAAGUACUCUGAUGCCGAUGCAGAAACAGGAACAGCUGCUGGCCAGCAGGAUGCCAAGUUAAAAAAUAUGGAUGACAUUACCAAAAGCCCCAAAACGAAGCUCGUCGAAAAAUUGACUGCCGAACAAAAGCGGCUUUUAGCGCUAGAAAUAGAUACGUUAGACGACGCCUGGUUUGAAAAACUCAAAGAAGAGUUCCAGAAGCCCUAUUUUUUAAAGCUUAAAGAAUUUGUCACUGCAGAGCAAGUCCAAUGUACGGUUUUCCCUCCACCGCAGGACAUUUAUUCCUGGAGCCGACUCACGCCUUUUGAUAAAGUGAGAGUGGUAGUGAUCGGCCAAGAUCCCUACCACAAUUACAACCAGGCUCAUGGACUUGCUUUUAGCGUUCGAAAUCCUACGCCUGCGCCUCCCUCACUAAGAAACAUCUACAAAGAACUGCGUGAGAACAACUACGCGGAUUUUCAAGCGGACAACAAAGUGGGAGAUCUGAGUCACUGGGCUAAGCAGGGAGUCUUGCUACUCAAUACGUCGCUCACGGUGAGGGCACAUAACGCAAAUUCGCAUUCGAAGCACGGGUGGGAACAGUUUACGAAGAGAGUGGUACAAACGCUUAUACAUGACCGGAGGCAGACGAAAAAGCCACUUGUCUUUCUAUUGUGGGGGUCGAACGCAAUGAAUUUGGUCCAGAACAUUCUUGGUACGCCCCCAAGCAAUAUCCUAGUACUCAAGUCCGUACAUCCAUCCCCACUUUCAGCCAGUCGCGGUUUCUUCGGAAACCAGCAUUUUCGGAAAAUCAACGACUGGCUCUAUGACCACAAUGACUACAUGAUUGAUUGGAGUGUUGUUGAAGGUGCCCAACUCAGCGAAGUCGAGAAAAAGAAUCUGGUAUUAGAUGUAUAG
Molecule: messenger RNA, 1023 nt
Organism: Lachancea mirantina
Lineage: Eukaryota; Fungi; Ascomycota; Saccharomycetes; Saccharomycetales; Saccharomycetaceae
Source: the annotation of a GenBank genome assembly